UUUUUCAAAUCAAGCCCCACUAUCAAAGUCCAUCGCAUAGUUCAUAGCCGCCCUCCUGUGGGCUGUGGGCCUGUGGCUUCCUCUCUCUUCGUGUUCAUCAUGCUCCGCGCGCUUUCCUCCAAUAGCUCAUCAUUACCGGUUCGUAUAAUCUUAUCUGUAGGCUUCUUACAAUCCACGCUCCCUUUGACUUUGAAUCCGAUCAACCUUAUGCCAACCAGUGCCCUACUCGUGCCUCAGUUUUACUGAGCCCGGCGAGCGAUUUCUCCCCAGGUUCGGCCGAGUCCAUGCUUCAUAUGGUAAGAAUGAGCCUAAUCCUCAUGGAGGUGGCUUCUCCCAUGCUUCGCCAACCGUCACUCUAUUGCAGGAAUCGUAGUCGAAACAACCACCGGAGUCACUGCUUCCUGAAGAGAUCAUUCUCAAUUUCCGCUUCAGCUAUUGAUUCCUGCUCUGUCCUGAAGAAGACAAAAGGAGAAGAAGUGCGUGUUCGUUUUGCGCCAUCUCCGACCGGAAACCUCCAUGUUGGAGGAGCAAGAACAGCCCUUUUCAAUUACCUAUUUGCCAGGUCCAAGGGUGGAAAGUUUAUACUCCGAAUCGAAGAUACUGACUUGGAAAGAUCAACUAAGGAAUCUGAGGAAGCCGUGCUUUCUGAUCUUUCUUGGCUUGGUCUUAACUGGGACGAAGGUCCUGGCAUUGGUGGAAACUAUGGACCAUACAGGCAGUCUGAGAGGAAUGCACUUUACAAGGAGUAUGCUGAAAAGCUUUUACAAUCUGGCCAUGUUUAUCGUUGUUUCUGCUCUAAUGAGGAACUGGACAAAAUGAAAGGGAUUGCAAAAUUGAAGCAGCUACCUCCGGUAUAUACAGGAAAGUGGGCAAGAGCCACAGAGGAGCAAGUGCAAGAGGAGAUGGAAAAGGGGACCCCUUAUACAUAUAGGUUUCGAGUACCUAGUGAAGGGAGGCUGAAAAUUGAUGACCUCAUCCGCGGUGAGGGGAUGGAAGAGGGGUGUAAUGCAAGAAAAUAAAAGAGGCCCAUGGCCGGACAUUAUAAUUUUGUUUGUGGCAUCAUGAAGGUUAGUUGGAAUCUGGACACUCUUGGGGAUUUUGUUAUCAUGAGAAGUAAUGGACAACCCGUUUACAAUUUCUGUGUCACUGUUGAUGAUGCUACCAUGGCUAUUUCACACGUCAUAAGAGCAGAAGAACAUUUACCCAACACCCUGAGACAAGCUUUAAUAUAUAAGUCCCUUGGAUUUCCAAUGCCUUCCUUUGCCCACGUUUCUUUGAUUCUUGCCCCUGAUAGAAGCAAACUCUCAAAGCGACAUGGUGCAACUUCAGUGGGCCAGUUCAAGGAGAUGGGUUAUUUGCCUCAGGCUAUGGUGAAUUACCUUGCAUUGUUGGGAUGGGGUGAUGGCACUGAAAAUGAAUUUUUUACCCUUGAGAAACUGGUUGAAAAAUUCACAAUUGACCGUGUAAAUAAAGGUGGUGCAAUUUUUGACUCCACAAAGUUAAGGUGGAUGAAUGGUCAACAUUUGAGAUCUCUACCAUCAGAAGAGUUAAUAAACAUCAUUGGUAGCCGCUGGAAGGAUACUGGCAUUCUUACAGAAUCAGGGGGGACUUUUGUACAAGAGGCUCUCCUGCUUUUGAAGGAUGGAAUCGACUUGAUAAAUGAUUCAGAAAAAGUUCUUUCAAACUUGCUAUGUUAUCCUUUUUAUGAAACCUUGACAAGUGCUGAAGGAAAAUCAUUAUUGGAUGAUGGGCUUCGUGAAGUUGCUGAUAGCUUGCUAGCUGCCUAUUCUAGUGGUGAGCUCUUCGCUGCACUUGAAGAAGGCCUACCCGGUUGGCAAAAGUGGGUAAAGAGCUUUGGUAAAGCACUGAAGCGGAAGGGAAAAUCUCUGUUCAUGCCUCUUAGGGUACUACUAACAGGAAAGCUUCAUGGGCCUGAUAUGGGAUCUAGUAUUGUUUUGCUCUACAAAGCUGGUAAUUCAGGUGCCGUUGCAUCUCAAGUUGGGUUUGUAUCAUUGGAUGAAAGACUUAAAAUGAUCAGAGAAGUUGAUUGGGAAUCCUUCAGCAAGGAUCCCCCUGUCCAUGAAUCUGCCAGAGUUGCCAUUCAUUGACGUAGGCAGUGCCUGGGCUUAAAACCUUCAAGGCAUACCCUAAUGAACUAAAGCCACAAGCCCCCAAAUCAACAGUCAUUUUAAUUUUUCUAGUUGUCGAUGCUUUCUGUCUAAAUUAGAAUAGUACCUUACAAUCUUUAAGAAAAGCAUUCCAGUCCAUGUAAGCAAAAUUUUGGUUUAGGUGUGCCUUAUUUAAUAAUCAGUCCAUUGUGGGGAUGUAUUCAGUUUUAGAUGGGUAGGAAUAGAACCAGGCACCUAUUUUUUUGGUUCCGGACAGGAGUUGGUAUCUGGAACUGGUCCAAGGCUCCAAGCUUGUUCCGGUUCCUCAAAAGGAUCUUACCGGUUGUAGACUUGUAGUUCCAUUUUUUUUGGAAAAUACUAAAAACCAGACUGGAGCAGGUCUUUAACUGAUUAAGGAUCCGAUUCUCCGCUUUACCUGGAACUGGUCUGCUUCCAUGCUAGUCCACAGCUUGGUCCUCUUCCCUAUAAACAUAGGGGUGGAUUCGGUCGGGCCAUCCGGCCCGGCCCGCUACUGUGCGGAACCAGGACCGACCCGGUUCUCGGGUCCGGGUUGGGCCUAGGCCCGGGAAGGGGUGUGGGUCCGGGCUCGGGUCUUACAUUUGGCGAACUGUUCCGGCCGGGUCGGGGCCGGGUCCGGGCCAAAUUGAUUUUUUUUUCAUUUUUUGGGCUUCCACCUGGGUUGGG
Messenger RNA from Cuscuta epithymum, 2813 nucleotides. NCBI's taxonomy places the organism in Eukaryota, Viridiplantae, Streptophyta, Magnoliopsida, Solanales, Convolvulaceae. The record is from the annotation of a GenBank genome assembly.